CACAAAUUUCGUGGCAUUGCCAAUUUUGUUGAGGACUCUGACCGUUGCGGACGUUGUGACCGAGUGCACAGUACUGAAUUCAUGAUGGUACAAGUGAAAGUCAGUGAGGGACUGCUGGAGGGAGAGCGAGUGGACAACCCGUACGGAGGGUCCUACUUCAGCUUCAAGGGAAUACCGUACGCGCAGCCACCUGUAGGAGAUCUACGGUUCAAGGCACCAGUACCUCCAAAGUCGUGGAAUGGAGUUCGUUCUGCCAAGGAAUUCGGACCAAAAUCAUAUCAGAACGACAUCUUUAUGAAUGUCGGAAGAGUUGGCGAAGAAGAUUGUUUGUACCUGAACGUGUACACGCCAUCAACAAAACCGGACAAGCCUUUACCAGUCAUGUUCUGGAUACAUGGAGGAGGUUUCUUCAGCGGCAGUGGUAACGAUGAUCUUUAUGGGCCAGAGUUACUUGUCAGACACGAUGUCGUCCUUGUCACCUUCAACUAUAGAGUAGAUGUGCUCGGCUUUCUUUGUUUAGACACAGAGGAUGUUCCUGGCAACGCAGUUGGAGUUCCCGUAACGGUAGCAAUGUUUGAAGCUUUCAAGGGUGGAAUAGACGUAAAUUUCACUGUAGUCAACGAAAAGAAAUUUGGAGACAAUGAGAGAUUCUUUUAUGGAGACAUGGUUGAUGCAGUGUCAAAUGGUGUUCAUGAAGGAGUAGAAAUAAUGACGGGGACCACUACAGAAGAAGGUCUCAUUGCUAUGGGAGACCUUGAAGCCACUAAGAAGGUUUUGGAAAUGGCAAAAACGUUCCCAGAAAUGUUUGUCAAUAAAUCGGAAGCAUUCUAUUUGCCCUUGAAGGAGCAGCUUAAGAUAGGGAAAGAAAUCAGGAAUUUUUAUUUCAAUGACCAGGUGAACAUCCCAGAUGAUUGGGAUAAGUUGAUGAAUUUCUUUUCGAUGCAGAUGUUCAUACACUCGUCAAUGAAAUGGGUAAAAUACUGUGCACAAGCGAAGAAGCACAAACUAUACUUGUAUAAAUUUUCUUGUAAAUCAGAGAGGAACGUUAUUGCUGUCUUGAGAGGUCAGGCAGAAAUGUUGGGAAACCGACAAGUUACUUGUCAUGCUGAUGAACUAACGUAUCUUUUUAACCCUAAACUGAUGCCAAAGGUGGACACUGCUUCUUCGACGUUUGAAAUGAUGGAAAGAUUGUUGAAACUUUGGACAAACUUCGCUAAAUAUGGAAACCCAACUCCAGACGAUUCCCUGGGCGCUAAGUGGGCACCGUAUACUCUAGAAAACCAAGAAUAUCUGGACAUUGGAAGCGAGCUGAAAGCGGGGACUGCGCCAGAUGCUGAGGAAACACAAUUCUGGGAUAAAUUGUAUGAAAGAUAUGGACUGUGA
Spodoptera exigua (beet armyworm) is the source of this 1383-nucleotide messenger RNA. The record is from the annotation of a GenBank genome assembly. NCBI's taxonomy places the organism in Eukaryota, Metazoa, Arthropoda, Insecta, Lepidoptera, Noctuidae.